GGAAACGGUGCGGGAAUCCCGCGCAUGCGGGCAGUGGCGAGGAGACCCCGGCGGGUCGGCAGCAGCAGACCACGAGGUUCUGGUGACCAGAGACCAACCCGGUCAGCGGAAUAGAAACAGAAAAACGCUGGAAAUACUCAGAGGGUGUCAUUGAUGGAGGAUUCACAGGCACAAAGCUCAAACCAAACAGCAUGCCGUGACCUUCAAGGGUCUCUCAAUCCACAGGGAUCUGAACUUCAGCAGCCUUUGGACGUGGAAGCAGAAAGCUCCAUUCACAGCGGGGAGAGAUGGUUUGCGGGUUCUGAGUGUGGUCAAGGCUUCAGUCAAGCACCCGGACUGACGAGGCACCAGAUCAGUCACACUGGGGAGAAACCAUGGAAAUGUGAGGACUGUGGGAAGAGAUUCAUUUACCCAUCCUAUCUGGAAACACACCGCCGCAGUCACACCGGGGAUAGGCCGUUCAUCUGCUCUAAGUGUGGGAAGGGAUUCACUCAGUCAUCACACUUGCAGAACCACCAGCGAGUUCACAGUGGGGAGAGGCCGUUCACCUGCUCAAUCUGUGGAAAAAUAUUCUCUCGGUCACACAACCUUCGUACGCACCAACGGGUGCACACGGGGGAGAGACCGUUCACCUGCCCUGUCUGUGAGAAGGGAUUCACUCAGUCAUCCAUUCUGAUGAAACACCAGCGACUUCACACCGGGGAGAGGCCGUUCACCUGCUCUGAGUGUGGGAGGGGAUUCAGUCAGUGUUCCGACCUGCAAAAACACCAGGGAAUUCACACUGGAGAGAGGCCGUACACCUGCUCCGAGUGUGGGAAGGGAUUUACUCGGUCAGACAGCCUGGUGAUACACCAGCGAGUUCACACUGGGGAGAGACCAUUCACCUGCUCUGAAUGUGGGAAGGGAUUCAUUCAGUCAUCCGAUCUGCUGAUACACCGGCGAGAUCACACUGGGGAGAGAUUGUUCACCUGCUCCGAGUGUGGGAAGGGAUUCAAUCGGUCAUCCGAGCUGCAGAAACACCAGCGAGUUCACACUGGGGAGAAGCCAUUCACGUGCUCUGUGUGUGGGAAAGGAUUCACUCAGUCAUCCAACCUAAAAACCCAUCAGCGAGUUCACACUGGGGAGAGGCAGUUCACCUGCUCCGAAUGUGGGAAGGGAUUCACCCAUCUAUCCAACCUGCGGAAUCACCAGCGAGUUCACACUGGGGAGCGACCAUUCACCUGUCCCGUGUGUGGGAAGGCAUUUACCCAACAAUCCAGCCUGUGGAAUCACCAGCGAGUUCACACUGGGGAGAGGCCAUUCACCUGCUCCGAGUGUGGGAAGGGAUUCAGUAGGUCAUCCAGUCUGCAGAAUCACCAGCGAGUCCAUGAAGGCAUGGCGGCCGUAAGUACCCAGAAACCCCUCGGCGAAGAAAGCUGCCUAUGCCGGCUGAAGGACCCGAGAGCGCAUGCGCGGACGCCGGGGCCUGGGCGUGACGUCACGACGAUGGGCGGCGGCGACCUGCGGCGCCGACGCUCCUCUCCCCCCAGGCGGCGGACGGGCGGCGGGCCGCCACACCGGCGACCGAUUCGGCCUGUUCGCAUCCCGGGCCCGGGGGCGGCGCGGCUUUGUCCCGCCAGCCCUCCCAGCGUGCCCCGUGGGGCCGAUACAGCGGUUUCUGAACCGCGGGGGAUUGUGGGUGGGAAGGCGGCCAUUGCUCCCGCCGCCGCCAAUCUGUCCUGUUGGUUUCCAUUGAUCCAGGGCCCUGAGAACAACCCAGCACAUCCUACUGGUGAUAAACUGCUCCAAGUGUUCAAAGAAUUCGCUAUGUCUUCUGAUCCACUGAGGCAGCAACAGGGUCAAAUCAGGGAGAAAUCAUUCACUUGCUUAGUGUGUGGGAAGGGAUUCACUCGGUCGUCCCACCUGCUGACACACCACCGAGUUCACACCGGGGAGAGGCCGUUCGUCUGCUCUGAGUGCGGGAAGGGAUUUACUCUGUCGUCCCACCUGCUGACACACCAGCGAGUUCACACCGGGGAGAGGCCGUUCACCUGCUCUAAAUGUGGGAAGGGAUUCACUCAGUUAUCCAGCUUGUUGAAGCAUCAGCGAGUUCACACCAGAGAGAGGCCGUUCACCUGCAGUCAGUGCGGGAAGGCAUUCACUCAGUCAUCCCAUCUGCUGACGCACCAGCGAGUUCACACUGGAGAGAAGCUGUUUAACUGCUCCGAGUGCGGGAAGGGAUUCACACGGUCAUCCAAUCUGCUGACACACCAGCGGGUUCACACUGGAGAGAGGCUGUUGACUUGCUCAGAGUGCGGGAAGGAGUUCACUAAGUCGUCCCACCUGCUGAAGCACCAGCAAAUUCACACCGGGGAGAGGCCGUUCAUCUGCUCCGAGUGCGGGAAGGGGUUUGCCCAGUCGUCCAACCUACUGAUGCACCAGCUGGUCCACACCGGGGAGAGGCCGUUCACCUGCCCCGAGUGCGGGAAGGGAUUCGCUCAGUCGAGAUACCUGGUGAAACACCAGCGGGUUCACACCGGCGAGAGGCCAUUCACCUGCUCCGAGUGCGGGAAGGGCUUCACUCGCUCGUCCAACCUGGUGAUGCACCGGCGGGCUCACACCGGGGAGAGGCCUUUCACCUGCUUGGAGUGCGGGAAGGGAUUCAUUCAGUCGUCCCAUCUGCUGAGACACCAGCGGAUUCACACUGGGCAGAAAAACCUGUUUCACGUUGUGGAUGCCGCAGGGAAAAAAAACAAUGGGAUUGAUAUUCCAAUUCGCAGGAAUAACCUCGGAGCACGAGGAGGAAGGAUCACAGCCGGUAGAGGUCAUGAGUUUGGAAGGUGCUGUCCGAGGAGUCUUGACGAGUUGCAGCAGUUGGUACAAACUGCUGCUACCCUGCGUCGGCGGCGGAGUGACGAAUGGUUGCAGGUGGUGUGGAUAUUAAGCAGGCUCUACGUCCUGUCUGGUGUCAAGCUUCCCGAGUGUGGUUGGAGCCAGGGGAAGCAGCGAUUCACUUGCACUUCUUCCAAUCCACUCACUGCAUUCGGUGCCCACAGUGUGGCCUCCUCUAUACUGGAGGAACCCAACACAGUCAUAAACUUCACAGGGCAGUGCAGUUUAUAUGCAAGAGCGCGAGUGGAGAAGCAGGGAUUUGCGCCAGGUUCCAGGCAUCGCAUCAAGCAGCCCAAAUGGAUGCCUUUUUUUGAAGGGCGGCAGUCAUUGCACGUGGAAAGAUUUGGGAGAGCUGAGGCCGAGAACGGCGUUUUUUUCUACCAGGCAACCGCCCCGCUUCCUUUCAUGGAGGCCACGAUUAACCAGAAAUCCCUUCGGCCGAGAAUGUCCCCUACCGACGUGCGAGGAAGCGAGAGCGCAGGCGCGUACCAGCGAAACAGCCGCCGGCAGCCCCGCUGUGGGUCGGAGCCCGCGGUCCGCCCCGCCGCCCACCGGGCCCGGGAUUUUCCUGGUGUCCGCAGGCCCGACGCGAGGGGCGCUCCGGCGGCCGGGAUGCGCAUGCGCCUUGUCCCCGCAGCCGCGGGAGCGGAGCGGUUUCGGGCGCGUGAGGGAUUGUGGGUAGCCGGGCGGCCAUUGACAGGCGAACUCACCAGCACCUCUUGGACGUUCAUCAUCAUCGAGUCGUGGGAAGGACCCACGAUGUCAUCUGAUCUGAUGAGACACCAGCCGGUUUGUACCAGAAAGAGAUCGUUCACCUGUUCCGUGUGUGGGAAGGGAUACAGUGCUCCGUCUAGCCUGAUGACGCACCAGCGGGUUCACACCGGGGAGAGGGCAUUCACCUGCUCUGACUGCGGGGAGGGAUUCACACACUCGUCGAGCUUGGUGAAAAGCCAGCGAGUCCACGCCGGGGAGAGGCCGUUUAUCUGCUCCGAGUGCGGGAAGGGAUUCACUUGGUCGUCCAGCCUGGUGACUCACCAGCGGGUUCACACCGGGGAGAGGCCGUUCACCUGCUCCGAGUGCGGGAAGGGAUUUACCCAGUCGUCCAGCUUCUGUACUCACCAGCAGGUUCACACCGGGGAGAGGCCGUUCACCUGCUCUGUCUGUGGGAAGAGGUUCAACCAUCCAUCUAACUUGCAGAGGCACCUGCGACUUCACACCGGGGAGAGGCCGUUCACCUGCUCCGAGUGCGGGAAAGGGUUCACUCAGUCAUCCCAUCUGCAGGAGCACCGACGAGUCCACACCGGGGAGAAGCCAUUCACAUGCUCUGAGUGCGGGAAGGGAUUCACUCGGUCAUCGCACCUGCAGGAGCACAGACGAGUUCACACCGGGGAGAAGCCGUUCAUCUGCUCUGAGUGCGGGAAGGGAUUCACUCAGUCGUACAGCCUGAUGAUACACCAGCGGGUUCACACCGGGGAGAGACCAUUCACCUGCUCCGAGUGUGGGCAGGGAUUCAGUCGGUCAGACAGCCUGGUGAUACACCUGCAAGUUCACUCCGGGGAGCGGCCGUUCACCUGCUCCCAGUGUGGGAAAGGAUUUAUUCAGUUAUCGGACCUGAAGACGCACCAGCGGGUUCACACCGGGGAGAGGCCAUUCAUCUGCUCCGAGUGUGGGAAGGGAUUCACUCAGUCGUCCAGCCUGAGGACGCACCAGCGGGUUCACACCGGGGAGAGGCCGUUCUCCUGUUUCAGGUGUGGGAAGAGAUUCACUCAGUCAGCCGGUCUGUGGAAGCACCAGCGAGUCCACAAGUGACCGCAGCAGCCGGAGUCUCCUGCUGUUACUCCUGAUAAUAUAACCAGGGUUGGACUGUGGUCACUGGCCCAGCCUGGGCUCCUUCUGCUGACGUUUACAGUCACUGUAGCUGGGCUGGAGUUUAAUGUUCUUCACAAAUGCUGAAUAAAUUGUCUUGAUCUUGAA
Pristis pectinata (smalltooth sawfish) is the source of this 4845-nucleotide messenger RNA. RefSeq names its product zinc finger protein 721-like. Gene Ontology annotation, molecular function: RNA polymerase II cis-regulatory region sequence-specific DNA binding; DNA-binding transcription factor activity, RNA polymerase II-specific. The transcript has 12 exons. Gene Ontology annotation, biological process: regulation of transcription by RNA polymerase II. Gene Ontology annotation, cellular component: nucleus. The coding region runs from base 154 to 4680 and encodes 1508 amino acids. The record is from RefSeq and is a predicted model, not a curated record. NCBI's taxonomy places the organism in Eukaryota, Metazoa, Chordata, Chondrichthyes, Rhinopristiformes, Pristidae.